Notechis scutatus (mainland tiger snake) is the source of this 6082-nucleotide messenger RNA. RefSeq names its product MCC regulator of Wnt signaling pathway (gene MCC). Gene Ontology annotation, biological process: negative regulation of canonical Wnt signaling pathway. The record is from RefSeq and is a predicted model, not a curated record. NCBI's taxonomy places the organism in Eukaryota, Metazoa, Chordata, Lepidosauria, Squamata, Elapidae. Gene Ontology annotation, cellular component: cytoplasm. Gene Ontology annotation, molecular function: calcium ion binding.
UCUUGAAUUAAUAAUCAUUCUUCCAUAUUUUCCAUUAUUCCAAUUUGAAGCUUUCAGUUUUUUGGCUUAGCAACUUCUAUGUCAUAUUAUCCUGCAUAAAAAUGAAGUAUCAAUUUAAACACGCCCCAAAUGCCUGUAAAGUUUUCAUUAGCUUUCUUCGAUGUAACAAAGAGAAGGUCAGUCAUCAAAGUUACCUACUUGAGGGAUUUUUUUCUUUUCUUUUUAGUUGCUUUGAACUUUGGAACACAGUGAUUUUUGGGUGCACAGAGCACACAAAACUCUGGAAGGAUGCGUGCAGUUCUAAAGUGAGCUCUCCGGAGCAUGUGUUCUGCUUCCUUCCCUCCCACCCCUCCUCCAUUUGGUACCGCCUCUUCCAGGCACCCCGUAGCCAGCAGCUAGACAGCUGUAUUUGAUCAUAAACCACUUACAACUCCAGGCUCCCUUGAAGGGGAAACUUUAGCGGGAGCAGCACGGUACGUCUGCGCCCUGUUCUGUCUUCCAUCUCUGGGUAGGAUCUACGAGUGGGUUUGAAGAUCCAUAAACAAUUUCCAAGUGCAUUGAACUGCCUUUCUUUCCAAGCUAGCUGAAGCAGGAAAAGAAUGAAGGCACGAAACUGAACCGCGACUAUUUUAGCAGCCAGAAGAUUUUUUACAUCCUGCUUGCGCUCCGUCUGGCGGAGAGCUCUGCAAUAUUUUUAAUGAGUGUCUUGCAGCAACGAAUUGUUUGUGAAACGGCAGGCAGAUUUCUUUUUGUCUCUGUUUAGACAGACUGCAUUAUCAAUUUCUAGGGGUCUAAAUGUUCAGCGAAAAUGGCUGUCUAGUGCAAAAAGUGCAAGACGGAAAAAGCUCAGAUGCGAAGGGGGUAUUGAAUUUUCUGGAGCUUUUUAAAACCUUAACAUCUAUAGACAGCGGUCAAGCCCCGGUGAAAGUCUAAUCAUGAAUUCUGGAGUUGCCAUGAAAUAUGGAAAUGAGUCUGCAGAACUAAGCGAGUUCCACUUAGCAGCCCUGGCAUCUUUGAAAGGCGACAUCGUUGAUCUUAAUAAGCGCUUACAGCAAACAGAACGAGAGAGAGAUUUGUUGGAAAAGAAAUUGGCAAAAGCCCAGUGUGAGCAAUCUCACCUAAUGAGAGAGCAUGAAGAUGUGCAAGAGCGUACAACGCUUCGUUAUGAGGAACGGAUCACAGAGCUUCAUAGCAUUAUUGCAGAGCUAAAUAAGAAAAUAGAUCGACUGCAAGGAACUACUAUAAGAGAAGAAGAUGAAUAUUCUGAAUUGCGAUCAGAACUUAGUCAGAGUCAACAUGAGGUCAAUGAUGAUUCACAUAGCAUGGACCAAGAUCAGACCUCUGCUUCCCUUCCAGAAAACCAGUCAACUAUGGUCACAGCUGACAUUGAUACCUGUAGUGACUUGAACUCUGAAUUGCAGAGAGUGCUGACAGGACUGGAGAAUGUUGUCUGUGGGAGAAAGAAGAGCAGCUGUAACUUGUCUGUGGCAGAUGUCGACAGGCAUAUUGAACAGCUCACGACUGCCAGUGAACAUUGUGACUUAGCCAUUAAGACAGUUGAGGAGAUUGAAGGUGUGCUUGGGCGAGAUUUGUACCCAAAUUUGGCUGAAGAAAGGUCCCAAUGGGAGAAGGAACUGGCAGGUUUAAGGGAAGAGAAUGAAAGCUUAACGGCUAUGCUGUGCAGCAAGGAAGAAGAAUUAAACAGAACUAAGGCCACCAUGAAUGCUAUCCGUGAAGAACGAGACAGAUUACGCAGAAGGGUCAGAGAACUACAGACUCGAUUACAGAGUGUCCAGGCAACAGGCCCAUCAAGUCCAGGUCGCCUCACUUCUGCAAACCGUCCCAUUAAUCCUAGUACUGGAGAAUUAAGCACCAGCAGCAGUAGUAAUGACAUCCCCAUUGCUAAGAUUGCGGAGAGAGUUAAGCUUUCAAAGACGAGAUCAGAAUCUUCAGCAUCUGACCGUCCUGUCCUGGGAUCAGAAAUCAGCAGCAUAGGAGUAUCCAGUAGUGUGGCAGAACACCUGGCACAUUCGCUUCAAGACUGUUCCAAUAUUCAAGAGAUUUUUCAAACACUCUACUCACAUGGAUCUGCUAUCUCUGAAAGCAAAAUUAGAGAAUUUGAAGUAGAAACAGAACGGUUGAACAGUCGCAUCGAGCACUUAAAAUCUCAGAAUGAUUUAUUGACAAUAACUCUGGAAGAGUGUAAGAGCAAUGCUGAAAGGAUGAGCAUGUUGGUUGGAAAAUAUGAAUCCAAUGCCACAGCCCUCAGGCUGGCAUUGCAAUACAGUGAACAGUGCAUUGAAGCCUAUGAGCUGUUGCUAGCAUUGGCUGAAAGUGAACAAUCUCUUAUUCUUGGACAAUUCAGAGCUGCAGGUGUUGGGUCUGUCGGGGAUCAAACAAGGGAUGAAAGCAUCACCCAGAUGCUUAAAAGAGCCCAUGACUGUAGGAAGACAGCUGAGAAUGCAGCCAAGGCCCUGUUGAUGAAAUUGGAUGGAAGCUGUGGGGGAGCCUAUGCAGUUACUGGCUGUAGUGUACAGCCCUGGGAGAGUCUUUCUUCCAACAGUCAUACCAGUACGACUAGUUCAACAGCAAGCAGCUGUGAUACAGAGUUCACAAAGGAGGAUGAGCAGAGAUUGAAGGACUACAUUCAACAGCUAAAAAAUGAUAGAGCAGCUAUUAAAUUAACCAUGCUGGAGCUGGAGAGCAUCCAUAUUGACCCGCUCAGUUAUGAUGUCAAGCCUCAUGGAGACAGCCAAAGAUUGGAUCUAGAAAACGCUGUACUUAUGCAGGAACUCAUGGCAAUGAAGGAAGAAAUGGCAGAACUGAAAGCACAGCUGUACUUGCUAGAAAAAGAGAAGAAAGCUCUCGAGUUGAAGCUGAGCAGUCGAGAAGCUCAGGAACAAGCAUAUUUGGUUCACAUUGAACACCUCAAGUCAGAAGUAGAAGAGCAAAAAGAACAGAGAAUGAGAUCUCUCAGCUCAACUAGUAGCAGCAGCAAAGACAAGUCAAGUAAGGAGUGCACAGAUGGCACAUCAGCAUCAUUAACACUAACUGAGCUCAAAUCUUACAAUGAAAGUGAGCUGACUACAGAAUUGGCAAAUGCCCUCAGACGAGAAAAGAAACUGAAAGGCAGAGUGCAGGAGUUGGUGAGUGCCUUAGAAAGACUAACUAAGAGCAGCGAAAUUCGGCAUCAGCAGUCUGCAGAGUUUGUUAAUGACUUGAAAAGAGCAAACAGUAACCUUGUGGCUGCCUAUGAGAAAGCAAAGAAGAAGCACCAAAACAAGCUGAAGAAACUGGAAUCCCAGAUGAUGGCAAUGGUAGAAAGACAUGAGACUCAAGUCAGGAUGCUCAAACAAAGAAUUGCUUUGCUGGAAGAAGAGAAUUCAAGACCCCAUACCAAUGAAACAUCCCUUUAAGAGAGAUUAGUUUUCUUGAAAUCAAUGUGCCAUUACAAAAAUGACUUUUUACAAGACUCAUUGAGAUUGUAAACACAGUUGUGAAUUGAUACAAAUCAGGCAAAGUUAGAGAUCAAUACCUCAUGGUGAGAUUGCAACUUCAGCAAUACACAGCCAUGGGCAGGAGCCCCCAAACUAAUGUUUUUGUAUAGUUGAACAUACUCAGUGCCUGUUGGUAAAUGUAUCAGUUUAUCACAUUUCCAAUGUAAUAGUUUUACUGAUAUUAUUACAGAUUCUCUUAUAAAUUUCAAAUUUGUAUGAGUAAAGUCUAUUCCUCUACUCUUAAUUGUUGAACACACUCUUUGGAGUCUACCAUAAAAAUGAGGCAAUGCUGGAACACCAGCGCACUCAUAGCUAUCAGUUGGAUAACAGCAUUUUCCCAUUUUCUUUUGUCAUUCAUUCUGCAUUCCCCCUUACAAUGUAAAGUAGAUAUCUGAAGCCAGCCUCUAGGUACACAGCAUAAUCAAGUAUUAGCAUACAAUUGGCUUUUAGGGGAACAGGAAUUACUCUUGCUUUUUCAAGUGAUAGGAAAUCACAAUAAAUACUGCAGAUAUAUAGUUAUUGCAGUGAUGAAGGUAUAAGUUGCUAAAUAGAUGAUGUAACUCAAAUCAAAAGGAAGAUGUAGUAGAAAGGUGAUUUUAAAGUGGGCUUUUGAAGACUAAAUUAGUUCUAGCUUUUUGCUUUUCAUUAAAUAGCAUAAGAAUAUGGGAAAUAGAAAAAUUUUAUGUCAAACCAACUGGAAUAACUUCUUCCACACUAUAACUAUUUUUCUAUCUGAUACAGUAGUGCCAUUUUUAGGAUGUGCCCACUGAAAAUGUCCCAGCAUUAUGUUGCAUGGUUUGGUAAACCUGCAGUUUGCCAUAUCAGUCAGUCAUGGGAAUAGAAUCUAUGGUAAUUCUGAGACUAACCAUCUAGUGUAGGAUUUCUCAAACAUGGCAAUUGUAAGAUGUGUGGACUUCAUCUCCCAGAAUUCAUGUUUGGGAAACACUGGUUUAUUGUCUAAAGACAAGCUAUUUCACUGCUGCUAUCCAUCAUAAAUAUGAGGUUGUUCUUAAUUUGUAGCAGUUAGGCAUUUAUUAAAGAGACAAAGGAGUAUAUUGCUGGACAAUGUCUAAUCCUUUGUACUCUGUAUAUAAAUUACAUGGGAGUUGCAAAAUAUUCUAGAAUGGUGUGUGUAUGGGACUAGAUCCAUAAAACAAAUUCAGCUGUUUAGUUCCAAACAAUAUUCCACUUUGCUCAUUUUACUUUAUUUUCUGAUUGAAACCAGCAUAAAAUGUUAAGGAAUGUGCCUGAUUAAAUGAAUGUAAAUGUACUUCCCAAGAAAUGUUUUGGGAACACUAAUUUCCAGCGGGGAUCAGUUAUGAUGCUAAUACUAUCCCUUAACUCAGUAAAUCAUAUCAAUUAGAAGAUAAUGCUGUAUUAUGUCCCUUAAAUUUUAAAGCCUUUUUAAAUUGAAAUGCCUUUCUGUUCUAUUUUUCUUUUGUGAUAUAGCAUAAGCGCAGCAAUAAUUCUUUUUUCUUUAGUCUGCUGUAUAGAUGUCAUUGGACAUUAACGUUUUAAGGAUAAUCCUCAAUUGUGGCAGAUGCUAUGCUGUGGUGCCUUCCUUUUAGAAUGGUUUCUCCUUGCAUUGAUUCUUGGAAAGACUACAAGAAAACCAAUAGUCUACCAAUCUCUUCUUAGUCUCUUCAGCGUUCUUUCACAUUUAGUCUUUGUAGGUGAUUUAAUAUGCUUUUUAAUCGAACUAAAAUUGUACUUACUCCUAUCUCCUUUAUACUGAAGAUCAGCAUCUAAUCAUGUUUUCAAAUGAACCAAGUUAGCUAGGCCUAACCUGCAUUGUUUUAUUAGGAUUACUUAGAAACAUUAAAUUAUCUCAACUUGGAGUUGUCCAAAAUAAGAACUAUGUAAGAGUUUAUUUUCAAUAAACCCUGUGCAUUUGAAUUUGGUAUAGACAGAACAUUCCAGAUUGCCUUUUCCAAAAGUGGAGUUUAAAAAAUACAGUGUCCCAUCCCUGCUCCUGUACCAUGCAGUCUUCUAAGCUCUUGCCUCAUGAGUGUCUGAGCUUAUCUCUAUGACAGGUUUGGGAAGGAAAGGAUAGGGCAGAAAAACAUCCCUUGAAGCUGGCACUGAUUAAUUCCAUCUUUUUCAUCCAAUAGACAAAAAUGGCCUUCUCCUCACCAAUGUGAUCAUGACAGAUGUUGACUAUGAUAUCCUUCACCCGUGAUUCUCCCCAUCUCCAUGUGACACUCCAUGUGAGCAGGUUAUUGCUCUGCAAGUGAUUCACAUUAGGCUUCAUUGGGGCCAGUUUUCUUGCCUUUUUUCUGUUUGGCAUUUUUCAACAUAGUACAUCUGUUUUACGAUAAAUGCUAUGAUUGUUAGGCAAAACUACACCAACUCCAUUAUCUAAGCAAAUCAGAUAAUUCUAAGCAAGAUUUUUCAUGGAGAAUAUAGUAAAAGGUUAGGGGAAUUCAUCUCUUUGGUUCCUUUUUUCUUCGCAAAUUGUAAACCACAAGUAAGUCUGAAAAAGAUUAUUCAUUCCCAUUUUAAAAUUUCUUAUUGCAUGAUUUAGCAUUUUUUUAUAAUAGUAUUUUAUCAUUGUAUUUAGGGUAGUCUAAUUUUCUCAAUCAUUC